AUGGCGGACACUGCCUCGAAGCAUCGAGCUGAGUUUGCCUUUGCUCAGCUUGAGAACGAGAGAUCUCUGACAUCUCUUCGUGACGAGCUAAGGGUAGCUCGUGGGAUUGCUGAUCGGUCUCGGGAUGAGAUAGCUGCUCUUCAGACCCUUGUUGAUGCCCACCAUCGGGAGCACAAGGCUCUCUGCGAGAUGCUUGAGCGCAAGGGCGUUCUUCAUCGGAAGAAGCAGCGUACUGAUGGUACGGCUUAA
Messenger RNA from Peronospora matthiolae, 249 nucleotides. The record is from the annotation of a GenBank genome assembly. NCBI's taxonomy places the organism in Eukaryota, Oomycota, Peronosporomycetes, Peronosporales, Peronosporaceae.